Messenger RNA from Dreissena polymorpha, 1225 nucleotides. RefSeq names its product proteasome subunit beta type-7-like. The record is from RefSeq and is a predicted model, not a curated record. NCBI's taxonomy places the organism in Eukaryota, Metazoa, Mollusca, Bivalvia, Myida, Dreissenidae. Gene Ontology annotation, cellular component: proteasome core complex. The coding region runs from base 104 to 934 and encodes 276 amino acids. Gene Ontology annotation, molecular function: threonine-type endopeptidase activity. The transcript is spliced from 8 exons.
UUGCGAUUCGAACAACGAAAUAUUGUCGCGUAAGAAAUGGAUCCCAGCUUUCCACACAAUUUUCAAUUGUAAGAUACGGAACACAGACGAUUAUUGUGCAAAAAUGGCCGCUGUAGAAGCACCGAUGCCGGGGUUUUCGUUUGAAAAUUGCCAGAGGAACAAGUUCCUUGAGAAGAUGGGAUAUAAAACACCCACUGCAUACAAAACUGGAACAACUAUUGCUGGCAUCAUAUACAAGGAUGGGGUGGUGCUGGGAGCCGACACGAGGGCCACUGAGGACACCGUGGUAGCUGACAAGAACUGCAGCAAAAUCCACUACCUCGCUGACAACAUGUAUUGUUGUGGUGCUGGUACCGCUGCGGACACAGAGAUGACUACUCAGAUGAUUGCCUCCCAGCUGGAGCUGCACAAGCUGAACACCGGCCGCACACCCAGGGUGACCACCGCCAAUAGGCUCCUCAAGCAGAUGCUGUUCAGAUACCAGGGCCACAUCAGUGCGGCUCUCGUGCUGGGAGGGGUUGACGUGACAGGUCCUCACUUGUACAGCAUACACCCCCACGGCUCCACAGACAAACUGCCCUAUGUAACCAUGGGAUCUGGAUCUCUUGCUGCCAUGGCAACAUUUGAAGACAGAUUUAAACCUAACAUGGAGAAAGCAGAAGCCAUGAAGUUGGUGAGAGAUGCUAUUGCUGCAGGUAUCUUCAAUGACCUUGGCUCAGGGUCAAAUGUUGACCUUUGUGUAAUCACCAAGGACAAGGUUGAAUACUUGCGACCUUUUGACGAGGCCAACAUUAAGGGGAAAAGGGAGGGCAACUACGGCUUCAAGCGAGGCACGACUGCCAUUCUAUCCACGGAGGUGAAGAAGAUUCCAUUUGACAUCGUAUCCACUCAGGUUGUCACUAGCAGGUCUGAUUCUGCAAUGGACACCGCUUGAGUGAAUAGGAGUUUAUAGACUUUGUUCUACACAUUUCAAAUGUACAGCAGUUUUAUUUCACAUGUGUAAUACUUUUGUUUCAUCUGUGAUUUUGAACACUAUGGGAACAGCGUGGUCAUUCUUGUUGAUCAGUAGCAAUGGGAGUGCUUUAAAUUGUGCUAUUUUUUGAGUACUGAUAUACAAACUUUUUAAACUAAUUGUUUGUGAGUUAGUCUCGACUAAUUUUGUUUAAGACUGGAAUUAAAAAAAAUCUAUGAAAUUAUCACUCCAUAAAUAAAACUCUGAAUGUUU